GCUGAUUUGGCAGAGGGCGGCGGCCACGGCGGCCCGCAGAGGGGUGAGGUAAUUCAGUGUUGAGAACCGGCUUAUCUGCGGUCACCCGUCCGGCGCGGGGUCCUCGGCGGGCCCGAGGGAAGGCCCUCUUUGUGGCUGCAGUUGGCAAGAUGGCGCCGGUGGGGGUGGAGAAGAAGCUGCUGUUGGGGCCCGAAGGAAACGGGACCCCGGGCGCCGGGGAUUUGCCCAGCGAGGAGGACGAGGGGCAGAACCUGUGGUCCUCCAUCCUGAGCGAGGUGUCCACCCGGUCCAGGUCCAAGUUACCAGCAGGGAAAAACAUCCUCGUCUUUGGUGAAGAUGGUUCAGGAAAAACAACACUCUUGGCUAAAUUACAAGGAGCAGAGCACAGCAAAAAAGGAAGAGGUUUAGAAUAUCUAUAUCUUAACAUUCAUGAUGAAGAUAGAGAUGAUCACACACGUUGCAAUGUAUGGAUACUGGAUGGAGAUUUGUACCAUAAAGGCUUAUUGAAGUUUGCUGUUUCUGCAGAAACCCUGCAAGAGACUCUAGUCAUCUUUGUAGCAGAUAUGUCUAGGCCUUGGACUGUUAUGGAAUCUUUACAGAAAUGGGCCAGUGUUUUGCGGGAACACAUUGAUAAAAUGAAAAUCCCUCCAGAAGAAAUGAGAGACAUGGAGCAAAAGUUUGUGAAGGAUUUUCAAGAGUAUGUGGAACCUGAGGAAGGCUAUCAAGGCUCACCACAAAGGAGAGGACCUCUAGCUUCAGCACAAGACGGUGAACAUGUUACCUUGCCACUUGGAGACAACAUGCUCACACAUAAUCUUGGCAUCCCGGUCUUGGUUGUUUGCACAAAGUGUGAUGCAGUGAGUGUCCUAGAGAAGGAACAUGACUAUCGAGAAGAACACUUUGAUUUCAUUCAGUCACACAUCCGUAAAUUCUGCUUACAAUAUGGAGCUGCCUUGAUUUAUACAUCAGUUAAGGAAGAAAAGAACCUUGACUUGUUGUACAAGUAUAUUGUACAUAAAACAUAUGGUUUUCACUUCACCACACCUGCCUUAGUGGUGGAAAAGGAUGCAGUUUUUAUACCUGCUGGUUGGGACAAUGAAAAGAAAAUAGCUAUUUUACAUGAAAAUUUCACAACAGUAAAACCAGAUGAUCCAUAUGAAGACUUCAUUGUAAAACCUCCUGUAAGAAAGUUGGUCCAUGAUAAAGAAUUGGCAGCAGAAGAUGAGCAAGUAUUUCUAAUGAAGCAGCAGUCAUUCCUCGCCAAACAGCCAGCCACUCCUACAAGAGCAUCAGAAUCUCCUGCUAGAGGACCUACAGGCUCUCCAAGGACACAGGGUCGAGCUGGACCUACCAACGUCCCCAGUGCCUCACCAAUCACAUCGGUCAAGAAGCCCGAUCCAAAUAUUAAAAAUAAUGCUGCAAGUGAAGGAGUGUUGGCCAGCUUCUUUAACAGCCUCUUGAGUAAAAAGACUGGCUCUCCUGGAAGUCCUGGAGCUGGGGGAGUUCAAGGCACAGCCAAAAAGUCAGGACAAAAGACUGUUUUGACAAAUGUUCAAGAAGAGCUGGACCGAAUGACUCGCAAACCUGACUCCGUGGUAACAGCAAACUCUUCGACAGAAAAUGAAGCUUGAUAAUACUUAAAACAUACCUGUGUAAAUGACCAAAUAACUCUGUAUAUUGAUCUGACAAGACCAGGAUUUUUUCUGAUAUAGCCCAUGCUAUCAGUUUUUCUUGGGGCAGGGGAGAUUGAACUUUAAAAAAAAAAAAAAAAAACCACAUAUACACAACCAACCAACUUCUUUGGUUUGUCCAAGUGUAAAAUGCACAUUCAGGAAAUUUGCCUAGAAAAAUCCCUCUGUUUCAGAUAACCCUUUAGAGUUGAGAUAGGAUAGCCUUGGUGGGAAACGGGUAAAGCUACAUUUCUUUGACGUGGGCAACACCAAGGAGCAAACUGCAGAAUUUCUAUCCAAGUGAAGCUAAUGGUGACGUACAAGGACAGAAGGAGGGACCAACUUUCAGAUAGUUGCUAUAAUCCAAGCACUUAUGUGUUAACCAAUUCCUUUGUGCCUGGAAAGAACGUGCAGGUGGCAGCAGAGUCCAAGAGGGCGAAGAAGGCCUAAAGAGAGAGGAUGAGAUUGGAUACCUGGAGGAAAACCGAAUGUGAAUGAGAUGGAGGAAGACAGAAGAACAGUCAGUGUUAACCAAACCUUCUGUGUUCAGUAGGAGUCUAAUAAUCAUUGUUAAAGAUAAAACAGAGAAAAGUCUAAACUAAACACUAAACAUCAUCAUGGGAAUUAUUCUUGUCAUGAAUCAUGUCUUUAGUUUUUAAAAGAUGUAUAAAAUGUGGGAUUACCCUUCAGUGUAUCUGAUACAGGGGGGAAAUUACUCCAGCUUGCUUAGAUCCAAGUACCUGGCACAUUGUGGGGUGGCUUAUAAGGUACUUGGACUUAAUGUGCACUGUUUGCAGACAGUCACUGUUUGGCUUUAGUUUAAAGUGAAUAAUUAUGGAAUUAUUUAAUUUUUAAAUUGUAUUUUCUGAUAGUUAUUACUGCCUUGUUUUUAUUUUAUUUUAUUUUUUAUUUUUAAUACCAACAGGCUGGCCUAUUAAUAAGAGUAAUGGGUGGCAUUUCAUUUUCCCAUAAUGAAAUAUGCUACAGAAUGUUUUAAGAGAGAUUUUUAAUAAUUGCACUCUGGCUAUUAAGCUAGCAUGGGAUUCCUGCCUUAUGGUUAGUGGAAACCUUAAAAGGUUUUCUUUGUAAGAUUUUGCCCCAACUCACGUCUGCUUUGCAGCUAUUUAAGAUGGAGUAUCUCUGUGAGUAUUGCACAUUGGAAAAGGAGGUAAUUAUUUUCUUUUAUUUUCCUAAAAACGUAGCAUUUUUUCUUAUGGAAAGGUGGCUUUCAGUUGUCUCCCAACAUAAAACACAUACACACACAUAAAUAUAUAUGUGUGUGUGUUUGUGUGAAUAUAUAGAUAUUUAAGUCCAUAAUCACAUCACAUCAUUUGUGACAUAAAAGAUGUCUAUAGUUUUCAAGUGGCAUUUUUUAUUUCAUAAGUGAUAAAAUUCAUUUAAAUACCAAACACUACCAUGAAUUUCACAAAGUAUUUUUGUUGUCAAACUGAAGGGGGAAAAAACCACAAUUUUAAUUAUGCUAAGUUUACUUUUAUGGAGAGGAACUUGUUAGUUUUUACAAUGUCUAAGCAUAACCUCCCUGUUCCAUAUAUAUAUAUUUGUAUGUAUGUGUACAUGCAUAUAUGUGUAUAUAUGUGCAUACAUAUAUAUGUAUGUAUGUAUACAUAUAUAUAUAUAUAUCUAUAUAUCAUUACUUAUACCUUCCAUGUUAUCUUGACCACUAAUAGGAAUCCAGGAAUAAUUUUAAAUCCUGUUCUAUCAGGAGACUGAUCUUUAUUGUAUUUUUUAACUGUCUCAACACUGCUAACCAGAAAACUAAGAGCAUUUACUUGCCUCUGACAAAUGUUAACCCUAAAAGCCUUUUUCUUGUGCCAUUUAUAUUGUUGGGAAUACAGUAUAUGUUUUGUUUUGUUUUGUUUUGUUUUUAACAUUUUAAGAAAUUGUACUGUGGCCUCAAGUUACAAAGUUACCUAGGUAAACAAACACUUGUGAACUGACUGGAUCGAAGGUUGAUUUAGGAUGUCUUCAGAGGAAUACAUGCAGGGAGCAAGUGAAUAUUGGAUAGCCUUUGACCAUACCAGGAGUAGCCAUUGCUUCCUGUUCCAGGAGUAUCUGGAAAACUUUAGUAGCAAGAAGGAAUUUUUGAAAAUGCAUAUGUUUAUUAUUGUCAUAGUAUGGUUUUUUAAAUUAGUACAAUGAUAUUUUGUUUUGUUUUUUUAUUUGUCAUUUUAACUGAUAAGCACUUUCUGUAUCAAUCUAAUGUAUCUUCAUUAUUUGUCAUAAGAUUGAUGAAAAAUAUUGAGCAAUAGCUCUUAAUGUCCCAGUCUUGUAAAAGAAGGUUUCUCAUGGAACCAUUUUAUGCCAGUUCUUUGUUGCAAGUGAGUGCUCCUAGUGUCAGAAGAAACUUGUCAGUAACUUGGUGUGCUUGGUGGUUGCCAGGGUCAGCCAGCUUUGGGCAGCCGCCAAGUAUUUUUUUGUUCCUGUUGUUUUCCUGUUUUGGGUGUCGCCAAACAUUGGAACCAAAGGCCAAGUAGCAAGCAGCCUUUACUUUAUUUUCUCUGCGGAAUACGCUUGUGUGGUAGAUUGUUAAAAAACUCUUCUGUGACUAUUUACACAUGCGCAUUCUAGUGGGUACAUCUGCUGUUCCUGUUUAAAGCUGAAAAUGAAUCGUAGAGAUAACGGCCUAGAAUUGGCCUGUGGUAAGGACACUGCAGACAAGCUGCGUAAGUUUGGUUUUUCACUUAAAGAUUGCGCCGUUUCUAAUUGACUUCUUAAAAACCAACGUUUAAAACUGUCGUAUUUUAUUUAAUUAAGUGGGAAGUGACUGCUCUGUACAUCAUGAAUCUUAACAAUAUACACGCUGUAAUUCACUGUCCUGUACACCAAGUUUCAUCUAUCUUUUUUAACCUACAGUUAGAAUGGCAUAUUAUCAGCCACAAAUCUUAAUCCAGUUGUAUGGCUUUAACCAGGUGCAGUAUGCAGUCAUGUGGAAUCUCGCUUUAUAGUGCUGGCAAAACGGAGAUGUCUCUAAUUACUGGCUUCAAUAAACACGAAUCCAGACCGCUGA
Messenger RNA from Sarcophilus harrisii (Tasmanian devil), 4698 nucleotides. RefSeq names its product dynein cytoplasmic 1 light intermediate chain 2 (gene DYNC1LI2). The record is from RefSeq and is a predicted model, not a curated record. Lineage: Eukaryota; Metazoa; Chordata; Mammalia; Dasyuromorphia; Dasyuridae. Gene Ontology annotation, cellular component: cytoplasmic dynein complex; centrosome. The transcript is spliced from 13 exons. Gene Ontology annotation, molecular function: dynein heavy chain binding. Bases 150 to 1631 code for a protein of 493 amino acids. Gene Ontology annotation, biological process: microtubule-based movement; microtubule cytoskeleton organization.